This is a messenger RNA of Thamnophis sirtalis, 568 nucleotides long. Lineage: Eukaryota; Metazoa; Chordata; Lepidosauria; Squamata; Natricidae. The record is from RefSeq and is a predicted model, not a curated record.
UCCCCCUCAGCCUGAAGGGAGAGCGACCGCGGUGAGGGGAGACAGUUAGGCUCGUCCGUCUGUCCGGCCUUUUUUUGCCCCCCUUUUCUCCCCUCAGCUUCGGCUUCUCCGCGGGGCGCGGGGCCGUUCUCCGCCGGCCAUGGCGAUGGACACCAGCGGCAAGGAGAAGGAGGCGCUGCAGCUGCUGGCCGAGGCGGACAAGAAAAUCCGCGGCUCCCACGGCUUCUUCUCGGGACUCUUCGGAGGUGGCUCCUCCAGGAUUGAAGAAGCAUGCGAUAUCUAUGCCAGAGCAGCUAACAUGUUCAAAAUGGCCAAGAACUGGAGUGCUGCUGGGAACGCAUUCUGCCAGGCGGCUCAGCUCCACCUCCAGUUGCAAAACAAGCAUGACGCAGCUAUGAGCUUUGUGGACGCUGGCAACGCUUUCAAAAAGGCUGAUCCUCAAGAGGCCAUUAAUUGUCUCCUCAGAGCUAUUGAGAUCUACACAGACAUGGGCCGUUUCACCAUUGCAGCCAAGCACCAUAUAACCAUAGCUGAGAUCUACGAGAGUGAGCUGGUGGACAUUGAAAAG